AUGUCUUCUAUAGUUCCAGAGUCUCCCUUCAAAACCAAACUUUUAAUUCCUCAUUCAAGCCAUCUAUCAAUACAUUCUAUCGACUCCCAUACAGGCUUAAUAAAAGUGCAAAGUCGUGAAAACAGUGACGAUCUACCAAAUUUUUAUGCAUCUCCAAUGAAACUAUUUAGGCCAAACGCCUGAAAAGAAGUCUCUCUAUCCAAUUCAAGGCAAAUGUCAGAGACUUCUAAAAUAAAACAACCUGAAUCUUUAAAAGACCAAAUAAAACGGCAAGAAAUCUCAGUUCUUGAAGAGCUUGAAAAUGGUAAUUUAGAAGAUGCGAAAAAAAUCAUGGAAAGUUGCAUGAAAAAUAUCAAAAAAGUUUAUGGUACUUAUGAUUUGGAAAAUAUCUAUAGUAUGUAUUUAUAUGCUGAUGUGCUAGCAAGAGCUGGGGAUAUAGAUCUUGCAAUUCAUUAUAGUGAAAAAGCUUUACAUACAAUUGAAGAGCUCCCUCCUCAUAUAAUAAAGGAGCCUCAAGUGAUACAGUAUCAAGCUAUGAUUUUAUAUAUGGCUGGGGUGUUAUAAUCCCAUUAGAGAAAUUAGGAGUAGAUAAUAUGCUCAAUGUAUUGAUUUUAUAGAAAUAUCUGGUCAAGCACAGGUAGCAACCCUACACCCCCUAAAAGUGGUACCCCCAACCCCCUUUUUUAAUGGUACCCCCCAGCCCCCCCCUUUUAGUGGCACCCCCCCCCCCCCCCCUUAAUAUAGUAUAGAUAUAUCACAAAUGCUAAUUUAGAGCAGGCGUAAUAAAUAAAUUAUUAUUUUAGAUAUUAAAAAUUACUGAUUUAUACAAUAUCAUAUAGCGUAGCGCAAUCGAUUAAGGAGUAGUGAAAAUUCCUAUAACUACUAAGAACCCCACAUCUGAAGAAAUUUGCUGACAAGCAUAAUGACCUUUGGUAUUAAUUAGCAGUAUAUCCUGUAUAUAUUUAUGAACUUUGUGGAACAAUGGCUAAAGAGUCCAUUUAGAGAUCUAAAAGUAAAAUUGACAAUAGCAAAUACUAUUUUUAUUAGCACAUUGCUUUUCAAAUGAAAGAGAUGCUCUAUAUAAGUUAGGCAGUAGAGAAUAAGAUAUGGAAUGCUAUAAAUAAGCUAUCAGAGUUGAUCAAAAUUAUGCUGAUGCAUACAAUAGCAUAGGAGUUAUCUUCUAUAAAGAAAAGAGUUAUGAAAAAACACUAAAACAUUGUAACGAUGCAAUUAAAAAAUCCAAACUGUGGAGAUUAUUAUUAUUAUAAUAAAGGAAAUGCUCUUACUCCCCCCCUCUUUAAAUUGGAACAAAAUAUAGGUAAAAUUUCCACUUUUUUGGUAAAUUAACCCCCUUUAAAUUGAAACAAAUUUAAUUUUAUAAUAAAAAAAUUAUAAUAAUUUUUUAUGUAAAAGGUUUUGAUAUAAGUUAAAUGUUUCUUCUUAACUAAAAUCAAAAAUUUAGUUAUAUCUUGUUCUUGUUUUAAAAGAAGAGAGUAUAAAGAUCAUCUUAUUUAAAUAAAUUUAUUAUCCUUAAUUGCUAAAUUUUAAAAAAAAUUAAUUGUUUUUUUUAAAAAUUUUUCAAAAAAAUUUUUAUUCUUCUUUGAUAAAACACUUUUAUUUUAAUGGAAGAUUCGGAAAGUAAUGUUUCCUAUUCUUCUUCCUUUUGUGAAGAAAACGGAGCUUUACAGGAUGAAUUUUUCGAACUUUUACUAUUAAAUGAACUUAUUGAUACAGGAUUACUUGAUAAUUCUGAAUCAGAAUAUGAAUGAAAUGAUAGUGAUACAGAAAAUGUUGAUACAGAUGACAAAAUAUUGGAGUUUUUUAAGUCGUUUAGAUGGAAAAAUACUAGAUGAAAUAGAUCCUAUUCAGGAAACCUUCAAAUAUAGGAAGACUGAGGUGAUCAUUGAUGAUAAGAAGACAAUCGAUAAGAAAAUCCUGAACACCAGAAAAAUAAAAAUUAGAUCAGAUUCAAAUUUUAUCAGAAAAAUAAAAUUGAUAUCAGAAUCAAACAUUAUCAGGAAAUCAGAUUCAAAUUUCAUCAGAAAUAGAAAAUUCAUAUCAGACUCAGAAAUCGAAAAAAUCGCGGAUUACGUGGGUUCAGAAAAUUUUACUAAAAUUUUAUCCAAAGAUUUUAGGAAAAGAAGAAAGUUAAAAAAUUUUUAAUCGGGACAUGGCCCUGAAAUAAAGGCCUUUAAGUGAUAAAGAUUUCUCCCUCCUCCCUCUUUGAUAAAAAAUGAUAUUUUUUAUUUGGAUAGUUUUGAUAUAAAUUCAAUAGGAAUUCAUUAUAAAUUUUAAAAUUUACUAAUUUCUUGCUUUAUUUUAAAGAAUAGAGUAUAAAUAGCAUCUUAUUUAAACAAAAUUAGCACUUUGAUCGAUAAAUUUUCUAAAAUUUUUUUGUUUUUUAAAUUUUUUUUUUAUCAAUAAAAAAUAAUAAUUUUUGUGUAAAUAAUUUUGAUACCAAUUAAUAGUGGCGUAUUAAUUAAUAAUGAAAAUUUAGUUAUAUCUUGCUUUGCUUUAAAAGAUAAAGAGUAAAUAGCAUUUUAUUAAACAAAUUUAUUAAUCUAAUUCGAUAAGUUUUUUGAAUUUUUAUAUAAAUUUUUUUAUAAAAAAAAUUAACCCCCUUUAAAUUGGAACAAAAUUUUUUGUUCCAAUUUAAAUGGGGGGAGUUAGAUAGUUAGGAAGAAGAGAAGAAGUUUUGGAAUGCUAUAAAAAAACAAUCAAAAAGAAUAAUGGCAACUCAAGAUGUGAUAUAGGGCAUGGUAUGUGUAAGAAAAUAUGAAUAUAAUUAAUACUUGAAUUCGCAAAAAAUUUUAUUUUAUGAAUUGAUUACUUUUAAACCUACUAUUUAAGCUAAUUAUCCAUCUUCUGCAUAUCCUGCAUUAGCUCAUAUUACAUCCAUCUUGAAGUUACCUACACUGUAUUCAUCUUCGCUGCACUCUGUAGUUAUUGUAUUGUGCUUGAUUCAUUUAAUAAUUACUGACAUUAUCAAUAUCUUUGGCAUUGUAUUUAUAAAUAUAAAAAACAAAUUUAAUAUAUUUCCUAAUUAAUUUUUAAUUAAUUUGAAUUUAUUAAUUAAUCGUAAUUAUUAAAGCAAUUUAUAGACUUCAUUUAUCAAAAUAGCGCUUUUAAUUGGAUUAUAUUUACAAUAUUCUUUUUGAGGGAGGGGUGGGGGUGCCAUUUUUAGGGGGGGUGGGGGUUCCCUUAUUGGGGGGGGUGGGGGUGUAGGGUUGCUACCUAUGCUUGAUCAAAUAUCCUCAUUUUUCUAGGUAAUUAUACUUGAUAAUUGGGAUAUAUAAAUUCAGCGCAGCCAUGCAAAGGAAUUCAUGCUUUACAAACUUUAUCAAGUAUCCUUGAAAACUACCAGAUAGAGUCUAUAGAGGUUUCCUCUAUAUAGCGCUGAAAGUGCAGAUAUUUUCCCAGGAGCUUUCCAAGUUCGUCGGACCAAAUCGCUUUUUGGUCCGACCAAGGCAUUGAUUUGGUGCAACCAACCGAUAAAUUCCGAUCAGAAUUUAUCGGCCUUUACAGCGCCAAACAUAGGAAACUUCUAUAUAUCUAUGGUGACUGUAAAAUUAACUCUUGGAAAUGCAUAUAUACAGAAACAGAAAUAUGUUGAAGCCCAAAGGGUUUUUGAUAUUUGUAGGCAAGCUUAUACAAGUGAUGAUCCCAUGUAUCACCAAAUUUUAAUUAAGAUGCUCCAAUGUGCAAUGUCACUUAAUCAAUUUAAUACUGUGGAAGGGUAUUUAAGCGAAGCAAAAGAGUAUUUACACAUUUUUAUACUUCUUAAUAACUUUAUAUGAUAACUAUAUACUUAUUUUCCUAUAAAACAGACUUCUGAUUAUCAAUAUAAAGAGAAAUCUGUCUAGAAACUAAUAGAAUUAUAUGAUGAUACAGAUAAAUAUACAAUUCUUAGUAGUGCUGCCUGGUUUCACACUCACAGAGAAGAAUAUCCGCAAGCUAUCGAAUAUCUAAUAAAAUGCAUGGAGCAUUUAAAAAAUACUGACCAAGAAUUUUCUAAUGAAAUGGGAUGGGUUUUGACCGAGCUUGGCAACUGCUAUAUUUUUAUCAACCAAUUAGAUGAUGCUUUUGAAAUUACUUGCUAUGCCAAAAAUGUACUAGAAAAAUCAGUAGGACCUCACUCAAAAGAAGUCGCUAAUGCAGUACAGCAGUUAGGAAAUAUUAAGUUUAAGCAGCAUGAGCUGCAGGAAUCAAUACAGCUAUACAAGCUUUCUAAAUCAUUAUUUAUUAACGCUCUUGGCCCAGUCCAUGACUCAACAAUUCAAGUCUGCUUAUGCAUUCUUCAUGCAUAUUUGCAGAUUGGCAACUCUUCGGCAGCAUGAGAAGUAUUAAGGGAGCUCAAUGCUCAAGAGUAUUCAUACCCUCCUGAAACAGCAGGACUUGUUUAUAACGAAAUGGGAAACGUAAUGCGUGAAUGUGGAUACUUUACUCAAGCCUUACAAUAUUACGAGUCUGCAUUGCGAGGGUACUCAAUGCUGGAAGAAAAUAACCCAGAUUUAGGAAAGGUCCAUUUUAAUAUAGGAAGUUUAAAUCUGCAGAUCGGCAGGAUGAGUGAAGCUACUCUGCAUUUAUCUAAACUCCCCCCCCCUCCGUGAGCGAACAAAACCAUUAGAAAAAUCGCCAUUUUUUGACCAAAAACCCACCCUCCGUGAGUGAACAAAAAUUUUUUUAAUAGAAAAAAUUUUAAUGGGAAAAAAAUUUUGAUAUAUAAGUGAUAAUUAGUAUAAUGAAAUCUAGAGCUAAUUCUGUUUAAUUUUAAACAAAUUGCGUUUUAAAACAUAAAUUUUGCAAAUUAAAUUAAUAUUUGCUUCCCAAUUUUUGCAAAUUAGGAUUUUUUUUAAAUUUCGAAAAAAAUAUUUUUUUUAUAAAAUUUAUAUAUAAAUUUUUUUUAAAAAAAAAAUUAACCCCCUCCGUGAGCGAACAAAAUUUUUUUGUUCGCUCACGGAGAGGGGGGGGGGGAGUAAAGCAAAAACUAUUAAAGAGGCUUGCUUUGGCAAAGACAGCAUAGAAAUAGUCAGUGUCCUUGAAAAAUUCGCUGAAGUUUAUAAAGCGCAAGGACGAACAAAAGAUGCCUAUGAGAUUUUGAAAAAAGCUCUAAAAAUAUGUGUAGGCUGCAAGUCAAACAAAGAAAAAGAAAUCCGCAAGCAGAUUUCCAAUUUAAGGAAUCAUAGAAAUAAGUAA
Molecule: messenger RNA, 5196 nt
Organism: Blepharisma stoltei
Lineage: Eukaryota; Ciliophora; Heterotrichea; Heterotrichida; Blepharismidae
Source: the annotation of a GenBank genome assembly